UAUUACUGUUAUUUUAACGCGUAUACAAUGUGUGCAACUCAUAUAUUGUAACUGAAAAUUCUUCUUACUUUGUACAUCAUCAUUACGCUUACACUAUCCACCUGUAAAUAUCGAUCGAUUCACUAAAUUAUCCAGAAAACUAAGUAUUGGUUCUUAUCCGAUGGAAAUUCAGAUUACUAUACAUACAACUGUAUACAUAAAUAGCGCCUAAUACAAUUGAUUGACAGUCACUAGUCAAAUAUAUUGUCAAUCUGUACGAAAAAAAAUAAGAUUUAGUCAUUUCAAUGAGAUCGCAACGAAUUUCUAAACGAAAUACAUUUUUCGCAAACUGUGGAAACGUACCAAUGAAGUCGAUUUUGCAUAUAUCAUGGCUAUUGAUUUUAUUAUGGAAAUUAUCACAUUUUGAAAUUGAUGCCAAAAUUGCCAUUGAAGAAACAGGUACAGGUCAUUUUGUAGAUUCAAAAGGAUUUGUAAAAUUAUUUCAUGGUAUUAAUUGCGUGCACAAAGUGGAUCCAUAUUACUUUCCAAUAUUACUUGAACCAUCUUCAAUGAAACAACUAAGAGAUUGGGGAUUUAAUGCUAUCCGAUUAGAGCUUAGUUGGUUUGCAUUGAAACCAUCGGAAGAUGUGACUAAUCGGGCAUAUUUAAAUAUAAUUGAAAAAAUUAUUGAUAAUGCUGGAUUAUAUGGAAUUUAUGUUAUCAUUGACUUACAUCAAGAUGGAUUAUCUGAACGUUUGGGAGCAAUUGACGCAGCACCAAAUUGGUUUAUGGAUAAAAUAAGAAGACCACCGAAAGCAUUCGAAUAUCCUUGGCCAUUAACAAAAGCACCAAGUAAAGCCAAUUGGUUUCUCACAUAUGCUACAUAUGAAAGUGCACAUGCAUUUGAAAGUAUUUAUCAAAAUGUUUCAGGAUUAUGGAAAUAUUUUGGUGAAUAUUGGAUGCUGGCAGUAAAUCGAUUUGGAAAGAAAGAUAAUGUGUUAGGGUAUAAUUUAAUUAAUGAACCUGCACCAGGAAAUUAUUAUAUCAAUCCAUUUCUGCUUUUACCUU
This is a messenger RNA of Schistosoma turkestanicum, 1047 nucleotides long. The record is from the annotation of a GenBank genome assembly. Lineage: Eukaryota; Metazoa; Platyhelminthes; Trematoda; Strigeidida; Schistosomatidae.